GUUCCAGACUAAAGAAAGGGCAUCAGGAAGUUUCUGUGUUUUUGAGAACUGGGCAUGAGAAAUGAGUCAUCAUCCUUAUGUAUAAAUUCUAAAGACGGUGAACAAAUGAACAUCAGUUUCUAGCUGACUAGAGAGGGAAAUGUAUCUGGUGAGUGUUAUUUCUCUGCUCAAAUAUACCGGGCUCUUUGGUGCCUAUAGGAAUGGAUAUUAUAGUGUAGCCAAUAACUCUUGAAUCUCAAUAGCCUCAUGAAAUAGUCAUUUGAUGGCGUUGGACAGCUAUACUAAGAGACGUAACCUAGCCUACACAAAGGUUAUGAUUGAUUCUAAAUUAUAACACUGCUCUUUCUUCCAAUAGCUGAUCGGUUUUUUUCUGCCGCUCCUGGUAUUCGCACUCUGUGGCGGCAACCAGCCAGAGCCAGGCGCACCCACACCGACCUACAUCUGGAGAGAUGACAUGACAGGGGUUUCCCUCACAUGCGACAAAUGUGCUCCUGGAACACACUUACGGAAGCAUUGCACGAAGGACAGCAAAACUGAAUGCGGACCUUGCCCAAAGUCCCACUACACAGAGAUCUGGAACUACAUUGAGCGGUGUCAGUACUGCAAUAUUUUUUGCACGGAUAAUCAGUUUGUAAGCGUGCAGUGCACCCGAUUUCACAACCGAAAGUGCGAGUGUAAGGACGGGUUUUACAUGAGACAUGGGUCAUGUUCAAGGCACAGCAAGUGUCCGCCCAGCAAAGGGGUGCUCUCGAAUGGUAAGUGAUAAUAUAAUUUUAGGCUUUCAUAAUAAAGAUGCCUUUUCCACUGCUAUGUUUCCAGUUGGCUCUGCACACCACCAGGUUUUUCCUUUAUUGUUGUUUAUGGAUUAAAUACACCAUGUAGGCUAUACGAUCAAUAUUCUUAUUUUCCAGGAACAGCAUACACUGAUGUGACAUGUGAACCUUGCAGAGGGGGCUUCUUCUCUGCAGAAUCCUCCAGCAGCAAAACAUGUCAGAAGUUCACUGUGUGUGCUCCAGGUCGCACCACUAUACCGGGCGACGACAGGCAUGACGUUUACUGCUCAGCGUGUAAGAAUGGUUCAAUAACACAUGAAGGUGAGGGAUUGAUGUCAACUUGAACAAUAUAAUCCACAAUAAAUGUUGAACAUUUGAAGAUUUUCGCCAUGCAGUUGUUUAGUAUUUUGUAUACACAUGGAAAAACAUGUAUUGAAUGACUGGUUUGACAAUUGUAUAAUGUUGUUACCUUCUUACCUACUAAAACUGAAACUGAAAAGCCUUGUUGUUUAUCACAAAUGGUGGUUGUAAAGUGGUUAUCCCGCUGGCUAUAAGGUGAAUGCACCUAUUUGUAAGUCGCUCUGGAUAAGAGCAUCUGCUAAAUGACGUAAAUGUAAAUGUAAAUGGUCUCAUUUCUUGGAAUGCAGUCAAUUAAUUGGUUGCUCUCUUUUCUAUCCCUCGUUCACCCAAUCAGAUGAAGCUAUCUGUGACGGGGAGUUGAUGGAAUUCCUGGGACUGCAGAUCCUCCCACCAAGAAAGCACAAAAGACUGAUGACUGUGCUCAUGAGGAAUGCGGGGAAAAACUUCACCAAAAAUGCAACUGUCCUAGACCUUCUCACAACUAUUAAGAACAAACCUAGCAACAACAAAUCUUUUGCUAGUCGAAUACAUGACAUCCUGGACACAGACAUGCUGCUCCAUUUAAGACGUAAAGUCAGCAAAUGGUUUCCUCAUAUGACUUCAUAGGACUAAUAUUUAUCAUAGAAUAUAUUCUAUAUUCUAAUAUAUUGUAAAAUUUAUUUUUCACUCCAAAGAAUUCUAUUUUAUUUAGGAUUAUAUAUAUACUACCCGUGUUUUAGAACACCUACUCAUUCA
Coregonus sp. 'balchen' is the source of this 1868-nucleotide messenger RNA. NCBI's taxonomy places the organism in Eukaryota, Metazoa, Chordata, Actinopteri, Salmoniformes, Salmonidae. The record is from the annotation of a GenBank genome assembly.